UGUUCAAAUUUCCACUUUGAUUGCAAACUCUGUCCUCUUUCUACGAGGAAAAUGACCAAAUUCUUCUGCGUCGAUUGACAGAGCUAUCCAUUAACUGUUUCUUGUUGUUUUUGUUGCGUUGUUGGGUGGUGGGUUUGAGCUGAUCGAGCGAUUUUUCAAGGACAUUCACUCUGUACCUUCUUCCAAUCGGUUCUUCAUCAUCAAUGGCGGAUUCUCUUUGCUCCUUGUUUUUGAGGCUCUGUAGAUUGUCUAUUACUGGGUUUGAUCUUUUGCUUAUUUUCCUUCAUUCCCUUUUAUAGCUUUUUCCCUUUUCACCGGGUUUUCCGGUUUCUCUCUAUCUCUCUCUCUCCGCCGUUCGGUUCCCGAGAAAUUUGAGACCUAACGAUGCGAGCCUCGGUACUUUCCUUUACGCUCAUCUUUUUUGUUGCUGUAUGCGGAGUUUAAUUUAAUAUUAUCUUAUUCUUGAUUCUUGUACUUAGGGUUUUUUUUUUUUUUUUUUAAUUGAAUAAUUGUCAUGUUGGAUCUGAAAUCGGAGAAGAAGUGAAGAAUCUUUCCAUUUUUUUUUGUUCUGUAUAGAUUUUUAAUCCUGGAUUUCCUGGAAAUCAGUGCCCUGCAUGCGCUGUUGAUACUGAUCUUGGAUUGUUUGAGGAGGUUUGUGUUGAAGAUUGAUGUUAUAAGAUUGGAUUCUUUAGAUUUUGGUUGGCUUUAUUGCAGAGAGGUGAAGAAUUAUCAUGGCAUCAGUGUUUUUGUAUCAUGUGGUUGGGGAUCUGACUGUAGGAAAGCCGGAGAUGGUUGAGUUUUAUGAGACGGAGACGAUUGAAACGGCAAUUCGGGUGAUCAGAGAGUCGACGGAGUGUGGGAUACCAAUUUGGAUGAGGAAAAGUCAUGGAAUUAUUGAGAAUGCUGAAAUGAAACAGAGGAGAUUUGUAGGAAUUCUCUCGUCUUUGGAUAUCGUCGCCUUUCUGGCUCGAACGGAGAAUCAAAAGGAUCAAGAUAGGGCAAUGAAGACUCCAGUUUCGGAGGCUGUAGUUCCCAAUCAUUCGUUGUUGAGACAGGUCGAUCCUGCAACAAGAUUGAUUGAUGCAUUAGAAAUGAUGAAGCAAGGUGUGAGGCGUCUUCUAAUCCGAAAAAGUGUGGUGUGGAAAGGAAUGAGCAAAAGGUUUUCCGUUCUCUAUAAUGGUAAGUGGUUGAAGAACGUUGAUACCUCUGUCGGUAGCAGCAAUAACCUCAACGUAAAUGCUAACCACCCAUCGUCGUCUUCGACAUCUACUUGUCACGAUAAGUUUUGUUGUCUCUCAAGGGAAGAUGUCAUCCGUUUCCUUAUUGGUUGUCUCGGUGCCCUUGCUCCUCUCCCUCUAUCCUCCAUCUCUACACUAGGGGUCAUCAACCCAAACUACUGCUCGAUCGACGCCUUGACUCCUGCAAUCGAUAUCACUCAUAAGCUUCCAGAUGAUCCUACUGCAGUUGCUGUGGUGGAAAACAUGCAUGAUAAUCAAUACAGGAUCAUUGGAGAGAUCUCAGCCUCCAAACUCUGGAAAUGCAAUUACUUGGCUGCUGCUUGGGUUUUAGCCAAUCUUUCUGCUGGGCAGUUCGUGAUGGGGGCGGAAGACAACAUGGCCUCACGUAUUGUCCCUGAUCUAUCCACCAAUGCUAACGGUUGCGAGAACGACCGUGCUAAUGCUGGUGGUGAAAAACGGGUAAGGAAAUUCAGCAGUAGAAGCAUCGGAUUCAAGCCAUCGAGCCCGGCAUUGAGGAUCAGUCGGAGCAUGUACCGGGGCAGAAGUGCUCCUUUGACAUGUAGAGUAACAAGUUCAUUGGCUGCUGUUAUGGCUCAGAUGCUUUCUCAUAAGGCAAGCCAUGUGUGGGUAACUGAGGAUGAAAAUGAUGAAAUUUUGGUUGGAGUUGUGGGUUAUGCUGAUAUUUUAGCUGCAGUUACGAAGCAACCUAGGUCGUUUAUACGAGCUAAUCGAUCCUUCGAGGCGCUUGGAAAUUCUAUUCAGAUCUAAUAUACUGCUUUUCGUACUUGUUAUAUAAUAUAAACGUGUCAUGUAUGAGAGAGAUUUGAGGUUGUUGUAAACUUGUUUGCCUUGUUCUCUCAUAAAUUUUUGACAAUUAUCGUUGUUAAUGGAAUUGUAUCUACUGCUAGUUUGUACUAAAA
Cucurbita maxima (winter squash) is the source of this 2158-nucleotide messenger RNA. Its product is annotated as CBS domain-containing protein CBSX6-like. The transcript has 2 exons. The record is from RefSeq and is a predicted model, not a curated record. Bases 732 to 2006 code for a protein of 424 amino acids. NCBI's taxonomy places the organism in Eukaryota, Viridiplantae, Streptophyta, Magnoliopsida, Cucurbitales, Cucurbitaceae.